Physella acuta is the source of this 942-nucleotide messenger RNA. RefSeq names its product methyltransferase N6AMT1. The record is from RefSeq and is a predicted model, not a curated record. Gene Ontology annotation, cellular component: eRF1 methyltransferase complex. NCBI's taxonomy places the organism in Eukaryota, Metazoa, Mollusca, Gastropoda, Physidae. Gene Ontology annotation, biological process: methylation. Gene Ontology annotation, molecular function: S-adenosylmethionine-dependent methyltransferase activity; nucleic acid binding; protein methyltransferase activity.
UUGGUACAUACAUAUUGGAAGUUGCUGUCACUAGUGGGCUUGUUAUUAUUCCUCAGAAAUAUUGUCUUUGUUGUACAACAUGUCUAAGGAAAAAAACUCGCAACGAGCUAAUUGCAUUUGUUAAAUGAAAACAUUUUUCCCAUGGAACGUAGAUCUAUAUUCUUGUUGCAAUUUUUUAAAAGACAUGCUGCAAGUGUAAACGUGAGAAACCCAUGAGUAACUGUUUCCAGACUCCAUUAAUUGGAAAUGAAAAGAGUAGUGACUUUGAAAAUGUAUAUGAACCAUCUGAGGAUUCAUUUCUUCUGCUCGAUGUUCUAGAAAAAGAGCAUAGUUUCUUACAAAAUCUUAACCCUUUAAUCUGUUUAGAAGUUGGAUGUGGCUCUGGUAUUUGCAUUACUUUCCUCUCCCAAAUCCUACAAAAGCCAUCCAUUUUCUUAUGUACGGACAUUAAUUCCAAGGCUGCAAAUAUGGCAAGGUUAACUGGUGAAAAGAAUAAACAAAGCAUUAAUCCUGUUGUGUGUGAUCUGACAAAUGCAUUAGAAGAUCGCAUCAAAGGAAGCGUUGAUAUUUUGUUGUUUAAUCCACCCUAUGUUGUAACACCUUCUGAAGAAGUUUCAAGUAACGGGAUAUCUGCUGCAUGGGCAGGAGGUGUUAGGGGAAGGGAAGUAAUUGACAGAUUUCUGCCAAAAGUUAACUUACUUCUGUCACCCAGUGGGGUUUUCUACAUGGUUGUUGUCAAAGAAAAUGAUCCAGCCGACAUAGAGCAAGCCAUGUUACAAUUUGGGUUUGUGACUCAGUGUGUUGGAACUAGACGGGCUGGCCCUGAACAUUUAUCCAUUCUCAAAUUUACCAGGUUGAAAAGUCUAGGACAUUAUUGUGACAGCAGCAAACAGUUAUCAAAGGACUUAGAGAAAUUAUAAUAAAACAAUUUUUUUAAAUAAG